CUUCCGAUAAAGUUGACUUCAUGGGUUUUAGCUCACGAUAUGUGCCAGAGCAUCCUAACGGUUCUUAUGAAGAUGUAGUGAAAGAAUUUAAAGAAUCACAAGCUAAAAUGUUUAAUCGUGAAGAAAUGGAAAUCGUCCGAAUGGCUUUUGAUAGGGAAUUUCAAGACCCAAGUGAUCUUUUGAAAAGGUUCAAGGAUUUCAUAAAUGAAUGUUCAUAUAAUUACAGAAAGACAGGAAAUUAUUACGCUCCGUACACGACCUUAAUUCAAGCUAGUGGCGUAGGAAAAUCAAAAUUAUUAAAGAAAACUGCAGAAGACAUUAGAACCAUAUACUGCUGUUUUCGUGACCAAAAUUCAAGUGGCUAUCCACCAAGAUCAUAUAUUGCCGAUGUACUAUUAUCUAAGUUUAGAGAUGAAAAUGAUGCUUUAUCCACCUACCUUGCUUAUUUUUGCGCAUGUGCUCGAAAAUCACAGGAAUUCAAAGAUUCAAAGGAAUGGUUCGAAGAGCAUACUUCUGAAGAUUUGCAGGAGGUUUUCUGGAAGGACGUUGAACGUAGAAUGAAUGAUAUUAAAAAAAUACUGUUAGAUGAGCCUAAGGAAGACGAAAAAAAAGCUAAGGCAGUUAAGGAAUACUUUGAUAAAAUGAAAAAUGAAAAUAUAUUGACGCAAGACAAUACAGUUAGAUGUCUAUUCGCGUUUGAUGAGGCCCGUAUUCUGGUCGAUCAAUCUG
Messenger RNA from Racocetra fulgida, 729 nucleotides. The record is from the annotation of a GenBank genome assembly. Lineage: Eukaryota; Fungi; Glomeromycota; Glomeromycetes; Diversisporales; Gigasporaceae.